Molecule: messenger RNA, 1471 nt
Organism: Rhincodon typus (whale shark)
Lineage: Eukaryota; Metazoa; Chordata; Chondrichthyes; Orectolobiformes; Rhincodontidae
Gene: ppp5c
Product: protein phosphatase 5, catalytic subunit
Exons: 10
Coding region: 37-1167 (376 amino acids)
Cellular component (GO): nucleus; cytosol
Molecular function (GO): protein binding; protein serine/threonine phosphatase activity
Source: RefSeq, a predicted model, not a curated record
GCGUUGUGGGUAGGGACUUUCCGCCCGAGUGGGAAAAUGGCGGAGGGAGCGGACGGGGCGAGCGGCGAGCAGCACGAUCAGGCCGAGGGCAUGAAGGCCAAGGCCAAUCAGUAUUUUAAAGAUAAGGAUUAUGAUAAUGCCAUUAAGUAUUAUACACUGGCCAUCGAGCUGAACUCAGAGAAUGCUAUUUAUUAUGGAAACCGCAGCUUGGCAUACUUACGGACUGAAUGUUAUGGAUACGCCUUGUCAGAUGCCACCAAGGCAGUGGAGCUGGAUAAGAAAUACAUUAAAGGAUACUACAGGAGGGCGACAGCCAACAUGGCACUGGGCAAGUUUAAGGCUGCGCUCAAAGACUACGAUACGGUCGUUAAGGUAAAGCCAAAUGAUAAAGAUGCUAAAAUGAAAUACCAAGAAUGUAAUAAAAUUGUCAAACAGAAAGCGUUUGAACGUGCAAUAGCAAACGAUGAACUGAAGAGAUCAGUGGUGGACUCUUUAGACAUAGAGAGUAUGACAAUCGAAGAUGAUUAUACUGGUCCGAAACUGGAAGAUGGGAAAGUCACUUUAAAGUUCAUGAAAGACCUAAUGCAGUGGUUUAAAGAUCAGAAGAAAUUGCACAGGAAAUGUGCUUAUCAGGUAAGGAGCUGUUGCUUUCUCAUAUCACGACUUGCUGUAGCACAAUGUAACCGGGAGAUGUCAGGCUUGCAACGGCACAAGAUAAUGCACGGAGGACUCUUCAGUGAAGAUGGUAUAACCCUGGAAGACAUCAAGAAGAUUGAUCGCAACCGACAGCCACCAGAUUCAGGUCCAAUGUGCGAUUUGCUCUGGUCAGAUCCACAGCCUCAGAACGGGAGGUCGAUCAGCAAGCGUGGCGUCAGCUGCCAGUUUGGUCCAGACGUCACCAGCCGAUUCCUGGAAGAGAAUAAACUGGAUUAUAUCAUCAGGAGCCAUGAGGUGAAGCCAGAGGGCUAUGAGAUUACACAUAAUGGCAAAUGUAUCACUGUGUUCUCAGCGCCAAAUUAUUGUGAUCAGAUGGGAAACCAAGGAGCGUACAUUCACCUCACGGGCUCCGAUCUAAAGCCCAUCUUCCAUCAAUUUAAAACUGUGCCUCACCCGAAUGUUAAGCCAAUGGCGUACGCGAACUCACUACUGCAGAUGGGGAUGAUGUAGCAUCCGCGCAUCUGGUGUGGACAGUAUCCCCUCCCAUGGUGGGUGGGGCAUCAGGGUUUAAUUUAAUCUUCCUCACUAACUCUACCAUCUCCGAACCAAGUCUCCCACCUUCCCUGGGCCUUCGCUGACUUGGGUUCUCAGCAAGUGCAGGUUCCUCCUGGUGCGUGGAGGCAAAUGUGUGUGACUCCUGCGCUCCCAUGCACACCACAACAACAUGUGUGCCCUUACAAGCAUGGUCUCGGAUCAACUUCUUAAUAUCUAGAUCAGUUAGGCUGUGCAGAAUAAAUCAAUUUGAAGUUCCUUA